Messenger RNA from Penicillium expansum, 819 nucleotides. RefSeq names its product endonuclease/exonuclease/phosphatase family protein. Bases 1 to 819 code for a protein of 272 amino acids. The record is from RefSeq and is a predicted model, not a curated record. The transcript is spliced from 2 exons. NCBI's taxonomy places the organism in Eukaryota, Fungi, Ascomycota, Eurotiomycetes, Eurotiales, Aspergillaceae. Gene Ontology annotation, molecular function: 3'-5'-RNA exonuclease activity.
AUGAGUUCUACAAAACUUCCCAUCCGACCCUGGGCUGAACGCAAACAAUUGCUGUUGAAUGAAUUUGAAUACGAAACUCGUCAUUGUGGAGAAACAUUCAUCUGUCUACAAGAGGUUCUGAACAAUCAACUUGGUGAUAUUCUGGCUGGAUUGAAUCAGGACGCAGAGCCCGAAGAGCCAGAAUGGGAGUAUAUCGGCGUUGGUAGAGAUGAUGGUCACGAGGCUGGGGAAUAUUCUCCUAUCAUCUACAGACCAUCAGUCUGGGAGGUACUGCACUGGGAGACAGUGUGGCUAUCCGAGACACAGGAAACGCCGUCCAAGAACUGGGAUGCAGCCUCCAUCCGCAUUGUCACCAUUGGUGUCUUCACUCAUCGAGGUAGUCAGAACACGGUCCUUGCCAUGAACACCCAUCUUGAUGAUCAGGGAUCGCAGUCUCGUCUUGAGGCUGCAUAUAUCAUUACCGGAAAAAUUUCCGAAUAUAGCCAGAACAAAUUCGCAAAGCUCAUCUCGGGCACUUUCUUGGCCGGUGAUUUCAACAGCGAAGAGAACCAGGAAGCUUACCAAGAAUUGACAAAAAGCUUGCUUGAUGCAUACAAAGAAGUUGACAACUCGAGGCGAUAUGGUAACCACAUUACUUGGACUGGAUUUGGGUAUGAGGAUGAGCCAGCCUCGCGUAUUGACUAUGUUCUGGUGAGACCCGCCGGGACUCACGGCCAGAGGUUGGCAGUCAUUGGCUAUGCAGUGCUAGGGAAUCGGUUCGACGAUGGUGUUUUGUGCUCGGAUCACCGUGCUGUUAUUGUGGACUUGACACUCACAUAG